UUUAGUGUCGACACCGUCUUGCGCUCUCUUUUCGUGGAGGCUCAGUCAGAGGCCGGCCUGCAAACAUGCAGAUCUUCGUGAAGACGUUGACGGGGAAGACCAUCACCCUCGAGGUUGAGCCCAGCGACACUAUCGAAAACGUCAAGGCCAAGAUCCAGGACAAGGAAGGAAUCCCGCCUGAUCAACAGCGUUUGAUCUUUGCUGGAAAGCAGCUCGAGGAUGGACGCACUCUGUCCGACUACAACAUUCAGAAAGAGUCCACCCUUCAUCUGGUCCUUCGUCUGCGUGGUGGCAUCAUCGAGCCUUCCCUCAGGCAGUUGGCCCAGAAAUACAACUGUGACAAGAUGAUCUGCCGCAAGUGCUAUGCCCGUCUGCACCCUCGCGCUGUCAAUUGCCGCAAGAAAAAGUGUGGCCACACCAACAACCUUCGCCCCAAGAAGAAGCUGAAGUAGAUCGUUGGACUGAAUUGGCUUUACUUGCCAUUUUUGUGUUAAAAUAAAUCUGAGAAAACUCUUGA
Messenger RNA from Synchiropus splendidus (mandarinfish), 517 nucleotides. Its product is annotated as ubiquitin-60S ribosomal protein L40. Gene Ontology annotation, molecular function: protein tag activity; structural constituent of ribosome; ubiquitin protein ligase binding. The transcript has 5 exons. The coding region runs from base 66 to 452 and encodes 128 amino acids. Gene Ontology annotation, biological process: modification-dependent protein catabolic process; translation; protein ubiquitination. Gene Ontology annotation, cellular component: cytoplasm; nucleus; ribosome. NCBI's taxonomy places the organism in Eukaryota, Metazoa, Chordata, Actinopteri, Syngnathiformes, Callionymidae. The record is from RefSeq and is a predicted model, not a curated record.